Ambispora leptoticha is the source of this 429-nucleotide messenger RNA. Lineage: Eukaryota; Fungi; Glomeromycota; Glomeromycetes; Archaeosporales; Ambisporaceae. The record is from the annotation of a GenBank genome assembly.
AUGUGGUCAUUUGCAACUGGACAAAAACCAUUUGCUGAGAAAGCGCAUGAUGUCUCAUUAGAAAUGGAUGUUUGUAAUAGGAUAAGACCAAAGGAAAUUGAAAAUGCGCCGAAAUGUUUUUCUGAUUUGAUGAAAAGAUGUUGGGCAUUUGAUACAAAAUUAAGACCAACAGCAUUCGAACUGAAUGAAACAUUUAUCGAUUGGAUGACUGAUAUAUAUGAGAAUCCAGCACCGACUGAAAUUAGUGAGGAAUUUAAUAACGCUGAAGAAAGAAGACUUGAUCCAACAAGUGAAGCCAAGGUAGCCGCAUUGGAGUAUUUAGCGAAACAUCUUGGAGAUCAUGUAGAAAAUGUAGUUAAAAAUAUUGAUCAAGUGUUGACAACAAUUAAUGACAUCAACCCAUCGCAGCUCAAUCUAAGACGUGAAUAA